Messenger RNA from Cladophialophora bantiana CBS 173.52, 696 nucleotides. RefSeq lists its product as uncharacterized. The record is from RefSeq and is a predicted model, not a curated record. The transcript has a single exon. Bases 1 to 696 code for a protein of 231 amino acids. Lineage: Eukaryota; Fungi; Ascomycota; Eurotiomycetes; Chaetothyriales; Herpotrichiellaceae.
AUGGCUAGAGAGAAAAUGUAUAAACGCAAGAUACGACUGUUGGGACUCGACAAAAGCCAGGAGAAGCACGAGCUAUCAGAGAUUUUGCCCCGAGAAGCCGAAAGAGCUACGGGGGUCAAAAGGUCGACAUUUCUGCUUAGGGGACGCGUCGUCGAUAUCGAUGACAUUCGGCGGUAUGUCAGGCGCAAGAAGAUAUCUUUUCAUGAACCAGACGAGCUGCAGGCUCACGGAACUGCCAUGUGCGCCAAAAUGGACAGCCGGGCAAUUGACUUGAUAUGCCGGACUCCGAAUCCUAGUCCUUUGGCCUCCGAUCCUGGCAGUAUCUCUGACAGGACGGAACGCUCCUAUCUGAUAUUUAACCAGUAUCUGCACGGUUCUGUUGAGGUAGGUGCGCGGACCCCGUCGGAUGACCCGGAGAGUUUGGGCGACAGCUUAUCUACCGGUGAGAUGUGGACGAACAUUCUCGAGACCAUCAACCUUCGAGCAGCCAGGUUUAACGACGGUGACUAUCAGCAAGCAAUAUGGCAGUGGGGUCUAGCAUUCACCCAGCUGGAGGUAGUAGUUUGCUCCCGGAACUACUACCAACUACUCAACCUCAUCAGCAGAAUCGGGCCCCUCACGAAUUGCGACGCGGUCGUUGCAAGGAUGCUACUCCGACACCUAGGUAAACUCGUUUCCGCCCUCUCUAUAACUUGA